AUGUCUAAGCCUCGCGCGGCAGACGGUGUGACCCUUGGGUGGGUCGACGGUAAAGCACCACCCACUACUCCGGUAGGAACUUCGUUUGGAGUUCCAUGGGCGCAGGGGGAGAUUGAUAAAACAACUUCCAUCUCUGCAACCUCCCACGACAAGAGUAUUUCACUUCAGACUUGGCCAAUGGCAUAUUGGCCAGACGGUAGCCUGAAGUGGACUGGACACAGUCUUGCGGCUGACAGCGGACUUUCUGACUCUCUGACUCUUGCUUUGGGCACGCCUGAAGAACCAUCAUCACCGGUUUCCGUUUCUCAAACCGAUUCAAAAAUCACCAUAUCUAAUGGAUUAAUUUCUGCUUCUUUCGACACUUCGGGUUCCACACCAAUCAGUUCGUUGAGCCUAGCUGGGUCAGCACCCGCGCAAACUGGAUCGCUUCUCGACGGGAAUCUUGUCCUUCUCCUCCAAGACGGCCCAGAUGAACCGGAAGUUGCUGGAGACAAAUCGUCUGUCUCCUCCCUGCUCGGCAAUAUCACAACAGCAGUUGUGGAGCAGAAUGGGCCUGUUCGAGCGGUGAUCAAAAUGACUGGAAAGUACACGGGUGCUGGCCACGUGGAUUUUCUCCCUUUCAUUCUGCGUUUCUACAUUUCGGCAGGCUCUACCGCGCUUCGCAUUGUUCAUUUCUUUAUUUACGACGGAGACCAGACCAAAGAUUUCAUCAAAGGCUUGGGUUUUCAGUUCGAAACACCUCUUGUCGACCUUGUCCACGAUAGACACAUCAGAUUUGUCACAGACGAUGGCGGCAUUUGGGGUGAACCAGUCAGAGUGGUCUCGGGCCUCCGUCGCGACGCUACUGCUGCUGUCUUGACGCCUCAAUUUGAAGGCCAGCUCACUCCCCCUCUGUCCACGUGGCCCACCAAUGUCUCAAGUGAGAUUGAUCAACUCCCAAUCUGGCAAGACUUCACAUUGGACCAGCUGUCGCCGUCUCAUUUCACGAUAUCGAAGAGGUCGACUGGUGGUCGUUCGUCCUCAUUUUUAACAAACGCUGGCUUUGGUACUCACGCGUCGGGUCUGGGAUAUAUUGGUGGUGCAAAAGGCGGGGGAGUUGUGUUUGCUCUCAAAGACUUCUGGCAGGGAGCUCCCCGUGGGGUCGACAUUCGUAACGCUGGGUCGAAUACUGCCACCACGACAAUGUGGGCUUAUUCUCCUCGGGCACCCGCCAACGAUAUGCGUCACUACGAUAUAGUAGCUCAUGGGUUGGACCUUACGUAUGAAGAUGUUGGUGAUCCUGACCCGACGCCCAUUGGAAUUGGUCGCUCUUAUGAAAUGACCCUUCAAGUUGUUCCAACGACACCUUCCAGAUCUUCCUUGGUUGCAUCUAGCUCUGUUCAUACAACAACACCCCAAAUAGUCGCUAGUCCGACAUUUUACGCGUCCCACAAGUUGUUUGGUGGCCGUUGGAACGUUCCAGACACUUCAACAAGUGGUGCUAUUGCUCUAGAAAAGCGGUGGAGUGAUUUGCUUGACUUUUAUGUCAAAGAGGUUUCUCAGCGACAGUUCUAUGGCUUUUGGGACUUUGGCGAUGUUAUGCACACGUACGAUCAGACCAGGCAUACAUGGCGUUAUGAUGUCGGAGGUUAUGCCUGGGAUAACGGCGAAAUUGCAACGGAUUUGUGGCUGUGGAUGAGCUUUAUGCGUACUGGGCGUGCGGAUAUAUUUCGGAUGGCAUCUAACAUGACCCGCCACAUCUCUGAAGUGGACACACACCAUACUGGUCCCUUUGCUGGCCUGGGCUCUCGCAAUUUGCUGACCAACUAUCAAGGCCAUAAUGUCAACCAUUGGGGUGAUGGUGCAAAGGAAGCUCGUGUCGCUGGCAGCACUCUCCGGCGGCCUUUAUACUAUUUAACAACUGACGAACUGAUUGGUGAUAUUAUGGACUUCAGUCUCCAAGCUGGCAACACGAUCAUGACCUGGGACCCUCUCAGGAAGGUAUUUCCUCCCCCAGACCCUGCAGGACCGGGGCGUCUUCGAAUUGGGCCCGACUGGACUACGUUGGCCGGCAACUGGUUCACUAAGUGGGAGCGGACUAAUGAUCCUCAAUGGCUAAAUCUUAUCAAAACCGGCAUGAAUGAUAUUGGCAGCUUCAAAUACGGCUUAUUCACUGGCAAUGGCGCCGCUGUAGGCUGGAAUGCUGCCACUUCGCAUCUCGUUGACGAAGGUGGCGAAGGGCAAGGCUCGUAUAACUUGAUGAUGGUAUUUGGUGGCGGCGAAUUUCUUAUGGAGGCAAUGGAUAUCAUCACCGACCAGCCAGAAUUCGAUGCUGCUUGGCUUGACUUUUGCAAACUUGCCAAUGGCACCUCUGCACAGAUCCAAGCUCGUUACGGAAAAUCGUUCUCAACUGGUGUCUUCACCUACUGGUAUGCUAAACUACAAGCAUAUGCUGGCGAACGCCUCAACGAUGCUUCUCUCAAACAAGCGGCGUGGAACUUCAUCAACAAAAACACAAUCGGUGUCUGGCCAGGUGUCACCACCGUUGGCGGGAGUGCCGUUGUGAAUCCAGUAAACGAGAUCGCCAACCUUGCGACGAACGAUGCGGCGGGACUUUCUCUGACAGAAUACGCUGUUCUUGCCAUAGCGCCCGAGUUGGCACCGAAUAACUUACGACCGUCAGACUCUGAGAGUGGAUGGGACAAUUCGACAAUCGCGAGCCAAGAACAAGUUUUCCCUCGUAAAUUCAAGGAAGCCAAGGCAAAAAAUCGGUUCAAGCGACUACUUUGUUUAUAA
This is a messenger RNA of Mycena indigotica, 2775 nucleotides long. RefSeq names its product Secreted protein. NCBI's taxonomy places the organism in Eukaryota, Fungi, Basidiomycota, Agaricomycetes, Agaricales, Mycenaceae. The record is from RefSeq and is a predicted model, not a curated record. The transcript is spliced from 16 exons. Bases 1 to 2775 code for a protein of 924 amino acids.